Messenger RNA from Penicillium salamii, 1656 nucleotides. Lineage: Eukaryota; Fungi; Ascomycota; Eurotiomycetes; Eurotiales; Aspergillaceae. The record is from the annotation of a GenBank genome assembly.
AUGAAAGACUCUUUCAAGGUCAUGGAGGAGGGCGUCCAGCCUGAGACCCAAUAUGAUGAUCCCAAGGCUAUUCAAGGGGAGGUAAUCGGACCUCAUAACACCAACACACAACGAGGCUUGAGCUCUCGACACAUUCAAUUUUUGGCACUCGGCGGUUGCAUCGGGACAGGCUUGUUUGUUGGCAGUGGAGCGGCACUGUCGACGGUUGGUCCAGCUCCUCUGUUAAUGGGUUACAUUGCCAUGUCCACGGUCGUUUACUUCAUCAUGAAUAUGCUGGGUGAAAUGACCACGUACCUUCCCGUUCGAGGUGUAUCCGUACCCUACUUCAUCAAUCGCUUCACGGAGCCUAGCCUUGGAUUUGCAGUCGGAUACAAUUACUGGUACUCCUUCUCAAUGUUACUCGCCUCUGAGGUAACUGCCGCCGGUCUCGUGAUUGAGUACUGGCCCUCUUCGGUCAGUGUGGGCGUGUGGAUUGCAAUCAUUCUUAUUGUUAUCCUUUUCCUCAACAUUGUUGCCGUGUCCUGGUAUGGCGAAGCAGAGUUCUGGUUUGCAUCACUCAAGAUCAUUGCGAUUAUUGGCCUGAUCAUUCUCGGUAUUGUGCUAUUCUUUGGAGGAGGUCCCACCCAUGAUCGUCUGGGGUUCCGAUACUGGCAACGACCGGGCGCAUUUGUGGAGCCGUAUCUGGUGCCGAGCGUUAACACAGGUCGUUUCCUUGCAUUUUGGACAGCCCUCAUCAAAUCUGGGUUCUCUUUCAUUUUCUCGCCCGAGCUCAUCACCACCGCCGCUGGCGAGGCUGUGUCUCCCCGUCGCAACAUUCCCAAGGCCACGAACCGCUUUAUCUAUCGUCUCUUUGCGUUCUAUGUUCUUGGCAGCUUGGUGAUUGGAGUGACGGUCGCUUACAAUGAUAAGAACUUGCUACAGGGUGUUGCCAGCGGUGGUUCUGGUGCGGGUGCCAGUCCGUUCGUGAUUGGCAUUCAAAAUGCUGGUAUCGCCGGUUUGAACCACGUUAUCAAUGCCGCCAUUUUGAUCUCUGCGUUCUCCUCGGGUAACUCUUGGGUCUAUGCUGGCUCCCGUACUCUCUACUCCAUGGCAUGUGAGGGCCAAGCACCGAAGUUCUUUGCCCGCUGCAACAAAAACGGUGUGCCCUACAACGCAGUUCUGAUCACCUGGUCCAUUGGCCUCCUUUCGUUUUUGAAUCUAUCUGCAUCUGGAUCAACCGUCUUUUACUGGUUCACUAACAUCACUACUAUCGGGGGAUUCAUCUCCUGGGUUCUUGUUGGAAUUGCUUACUUGCGCUUCCGCGGUGCUUUGGAGUUCCAUGGAAUGCUUGAAUCCAGGCCUUUUAAGACGCCAUUUCAACCGUAUGGUGCAUACUAUGCCAUGGGCUUUAUCUCCCUCCUUGCUAUCACCAACGGCUACACUAUCUUCUUUCCUGGCUCAUUCACAGCUUCAGACUUCCUCGUCUCAUACAUUGUGUUUGUGAUUUUCUUUUUGCUUUACUUCGGCCACAAGAUCUAUUACAAGACACCCUGGAUGAUCAAGGUAUCGGAAAUCGAUAUCUUCAGCGGCAAAGAGGAGAUCGACCGACUUGAGGAAGAGGAUAUUGAGCCCCAGCCAAGAAACUGGCUCCAGCGUGUGUGGUGGUGGAUUGCAUAG